Nematostella vectensis (starlet sea anemone) is the source of this 1336-nucleotide messenger RNA. RefSeq names its product eukaryotic translation initiation factor 3 subunit A. The coding region runs from base 56 to 1231 and encodes 391 amino acids. The record is from RefSeq and is a predicted model, not a curated record. NCBI's taxonomy places the organism in Eukaryota, Metazoa, Cnidaria, Anthozoa, Actiniaria, Edwardsiidae. The transcript has 4 exons.
CAUCGCACCCUUCCUGUCCUCGACAUCAUUUCGAGCUGUUGAGCAGGGCAUCACCAUGUCUCGGCUUGUGAUUCUACUGGUUUUCUGCCUCGUGCUAGUCUCGCUUGCACUAGGACAACUAAUUACCGAGGGCGGCGAAGGCAUUAAUGCGGGCGGCGCUUGUAAGAGGGCCAAUGGCAUGGCAUGCAGUGACACGACGCAGGGAUGGGAGAAAGUCGACAUGAAGAGACAAGUUCGCAUAUCGGAAACAACGGAUCCUUGGGUCUGGGAACCGAAGAGACAGCGUCUUGCAAAAGUUGGAAGGGAGCAAAAGGAAGAUGGGGAUAACAACCUUGGAGGUCGGGGAUGGUUUCGUCGGCAAGCGAUGCAAUGGGGGCACAAAGGCUGGGCAAAACGACAAGCGCAAUUGAAUGAGGGCUGGAAAUCCGUCAAUGAUGACAAAGGCUGGGCAAAACCACAAGCGCAAUUGAAUGAGGGCUGGAAAUCCGUCAAUGAUGACAAAGGCUGGGCAAAACCACAAGCGCAAAUUUAUGAGGGCUGGAAAUCCGUCGAUGAUGACAAAGGCUGGGCAAAACCACAAGCGCAAAUUUAUGAGGGCUGGAAAUCCGUCAAUGAUGACAAAGGCUGGGCAAAACGACAAGCGCAAUUGAAUGAGGGCUGGAAAUCCGUCAAUGAUGACAAAGGCUGGGCAAAACGACAAGCGCAAUUGAAUGAGGGCUGGAAAUCCGCCAAUUAUGACAAAGGCUGGGCAAAACGACAAGCGCAAUUGAAUGAGGGCUGGAAAUCCGUCAAUGAUGACAAAGGCUGGGCAAAACCACAUGCGCAAUUGAAUGAGGGCUGGAAAUCCGUCAAUGAUGACAAAGGCUGGGCAAAACCACAUGCGCAAUUGAAUGAGGGCUGGAAAUCCGUCAAUGAUGACAAAGGCUGGGCAAAACCACAAGCGCAAAUUUAUGAGGGCUGGAAAUCCGUCGAUGAUGACAAAGGCUGGGCAAAACCACAAGCGCAAAUGAAUGAGGGCUGGAAAUCCGUCAAUGAUGACAAAGGCUGGGCAAAACGACAAGCGCAAUUGAAUGAGGGCUGGGAAUCCGCCAAUUAUGACAAAGGCUGGGCAAAACGACAAGCGCAAUUGAAUGACGGCUGGAUGCGUCGGCGGGCCGCUUGGCGAGAUGAAGGAAAAGACAAGUCCGGCGACAAGGAUCUUCGGUUUUGGGGUGUCGCAGGUCGCCAUUAGUGCUGGUAGCAAACAUCACAAGGACGGACAAAACUGUCAUCCAUCGUCUCGGUAGCAUAGAGCCAUUGUAGCAGUGAGAAAAAAAUAAAUACUCUGAAUAAGCAA